UGGAGUGGGCGGCUCGAGUUCAUCCUGGCGUCCGUGGGCUACGCCGUGGGACUGGGCAACGUGUGGAGGUUCCCCUACUUGUGCUACCGCAGCGGUGGAGGUGCCUUCAUGGUCCCGUAUCUCACAAUGGUGCUGCUGUGCGGCAUUCCUCUGCUCUUCAUGGAGUUUGCUAUUGGCCAAUACACUCGUUUAGGGCCAGUGCAUGCUUUCGCCAAAAUCUGUCCCUUGUUAAAAGGUGUCGGUCUGGCCACAGUUGUUAUCUCCUUCAUGUUCUGCACGUACCACAAUGUGCUCAUGAGCUGGGCACUUUAUUAUUUAUUCAACUCGUUCCAAGCGACCCUCCCCUGGACGUCUUGCAACAACACUUGGAAUGACGUCGGAAACUGUUCCAGUGGUUUCCCCGGCAACGCCACCCACCUGCAGUCAGCCAGCCAGCAGUUCUUCGAUCACAGACUUCUGGAGAAGACCAGUGGCAUUGAAGAUGCUGGUGGCAUUCGCUGGGAGCUCUUUGGCUAUCUGUUGUUGGCCUGGGUCAUCGUUUAUUUAUGCAUAUUUAAAGGAGUCAAAUCCACGGGCAAGGUUGUGUAUUUCACGGCUAUAUUUCCAUACUUCAUCCUAGUCGCCCUGCUCGUCAAUAAUGUGCAGCUUCCUGGAGCCAAGAAUGGUAUCCUCUACUUUGUGACCCCAGUCUGGAGCAAACUGUUUGAGGUGAAGGUUUGGGUCAAUGCCGCGGCUCAGGUGUUCAACUCAAUUGGAAUUGCGUUCGGUUCCAUGAUUUCGAUGGCAAGUUACAACAAGUUCAACAACAACAUUCUCAGGGAUGCAUUGAUUGUGUCAUUAACCAACUCAUUCACUAGCAUGCUGGCUGGCUUUGUGAUUUUCUCAGCUGUUGGCUACAUGGCUCACAUACACAACCUCCCAGUGGACAACAUAGCAACAGAUGGUCCUGGUUUGGUGUUUGUUGUGUACCCUGAAGUCCUCUCCACCAUGCCCGUCUUUCAACUGUGGGCUCCACUGUUCUUCUUCAUGCUGCUGUGCCUGGGUCUGGACAGUCAGUUUGCCACGGUUGAGGUAGCUGUGACGUUCAUAAAGGACGAGUUUGGCCCGAAACUCCUGCGUUUUCUAAAGAGGGAAGAGCUGCUAGUGUUGACUGUGUGUUUUCUCUGCUUUGUAUUGGGGAUUCCACACAUUUGUAAGGGAGGCAUCUAUGUGUUUCAGCUGAUGGACCACUACACGGCUGUGGUUUCCCUCGUGUUCCUGGCUUUCUUUGAAGUCGUGGCUGUUUGCUGGAUCUUUGGUGUCCCACGGAUCUCCUUAAUGGUCAAGAGGAUGCUUGGAAAAACCCCGAGCAUCUACUUUCGUGCCUGCUGGCUCCUGCUCUGUCCUCUGUUGGUGCUGUGCAUACUGAUCUCCAGCGUUGUUCAAUUCACUCCUGCUCACUAUGGCAAGUACACGUACCCAGGGUGGGCUGAAGGGUUGGGCUGGGGCGUCUCACUGGUCUCCAUAGUGUGGAUCCCACUUGGUGCUAUUCAGGAGGUCUUUAAUAACAAAGGAUCACUUCUUCAGAGACUUACGACAGCCAUGACACCAACAAUAGACCUGGAUGCUGUGGAUUUCCUGCCGGAAAAACAAAACCUUGAAAACCCAGCAUCAGAAAGACUGUUCACUUCAGCGGCAUGACCAGAAACACAAAAUCAUAUCUGUGCUCAUACAUACUAAGCCCAGCAACAACACACUGAAAUACACACUGUCCCCAUGCGUCUGUCUUAAUCACGACUUUAUCCAAAGAUGCACUUCAUCCCAACAUUUGUAUAUUUGUAGUUCUUUAUAAACUCAAGCCAGUUAA
Stegastes partitus (bicolor damselfish) is the source of this 1846-nucleotide messenger RNA. Its product is annotated as sodium- and chloride-dependent GABA transporter ine. The record is from RefSeq and is a predicted model, not a curated record. Gene Ontology annotation, cellular component: plasma membrane. NCBI's taxonomy places the organism in Eukaryota, Metazoa, Chordata, Actinopteri, Pomacentridae. Bases 109 to 1680 code for a protein of 523 amino acids. Gene Ontology annotation, biological process: sodium ion transmembrane transport; amino acid import across plasma membrane; nitrogen compound transport. The transcript is spliced from 13 exons. Gene Ontology annotation, molecular function: amino acid:sodium symporter activity.